AAACUGAACGUGUCUAAAUUUUAAACUAUUCUACUACAAUUAACGUCAAUGUCACAUUGCUGUCAAAAUCUUCCGUAGCCUGCUGAAACACCAUCACAGAAGUUAUCUUUACGUAAUUUCGGAUUUUUAUACCCGUUUUGCACACACCACAUAAUGGGUAACGCAUUCGCAUUAUAUGCCCGACCAGAAAUAACCCCAGAUCCAAGGAAUGCACCAGCCUUUGAUCCAUUAAAAGGUUUUCCAAAUGGUCGCAAGGAACGUGUUAUGAUUGCCACCGAAGAAGAAAUGCAAUCGGCCAAACUAGCCCAAGAAGAUCGUGACUUCUGUGCUCAUAAGCUGCUCAAGUAUCGUGCAUGUCGAUCCGAUAAGUUCCCAUUCGUGUUCCAGUGCCAUCAUGAGAAACACGAAUAUAUGACAUGUGAAUAUGAAGAUUAUGUGUUGCGAAUGAAGGAAUACGAACGUGAGCGACGAUUGAUGGAACGUGAACAACGUAUUCAACAUAGACAACAACAAAAAGCCUAAUUAAAACACUGCUGCUUAGAAGCUUUAUUAUAUUCUUUUUAGUUUAAUUAUUAAACAAAAUAACUUGGUUGAAACUACACAAA
Messenger RNA from Episyrphus balteatus (marmalade hoverfly), 605 nucleotides. RefSeq names its product NADH dehydrogenase [ubiquinone] 1 beta subcomplex subunit 7 (gene ND-B18). The record is from RefSeq and is a predicted model, not a curated record. Gene Ontology annotation, cellular component: mitochondrion. The coding region runs from base 154 to 522 and encodes 122 amino acids. Lineage: Eukaryota; Metazoa; Arthropoda; Insecta; Diptera; Syrphidae. The transcript is spliced from 2 exons.